Messenger RNA from Iphiclides podalirius (scarce swallowtail), 276 nucleotides. Lineage: Eukaryota; Metazoa; Arthropoda; Insecta; Lepidoptera; Papilionidae. The record is from the annotation of a GenBank genome assembly.
AUGUCUCGGUCAUCCCCAGCCCAGCCUAGUGGCAGAGCGAAGAAGAACGAAGAAGCACCUGCUGAUGUUGGCCGGCUCGUCCGAAGUAUCGGGAAAGAUGCACCCGAGGUCGGCGACCCCGUCGGAGGCCCGUUCGUCGGCUUCACGAAAACUGCACCAUCAUGGCUACUUAUGUUUAUUGGAGGUCCCGACUCCGCGCGGGCGAACGGGGCGCCCGCAAUUUGCGGACCGUCGGGGCGCCCCGCUAACUACGCAUUUACAGCGCUUUAUGGCGCG